ACUAAGAUCCAGUUUUCUUUUCUUUUACAUAACCAAAAUCAAAAAGCAAAUAUUUCGACUUAGCAGACCGAGAACGAAGGUUGCCUGCCGGCCGUCUUUACGCAACUCCACCACGGUACCACUCCACCAAAGAGUAUCAUCAUUCGCCUACCACGGUGCUGUUUCUUCGGCAGUACCCCAAAAAUCACUUUUACCAGCGGUGGUUCGCGCGCGUGGUGCACCGCUUGUCAUGAAUCUUUUUGCCGAUAUUUUGCUGGUUCUCGCGGGUACUACUUUGGUUUUCGCGGUGGGUCAAGAUGAGAAGUACUACGAGGAGAAAAAGGAUAUUUUUCCGGAUCUGCCCUUUGGGAUAAUAAAUGGGAAGAACGUUCUGUGCAGGGAGCAGACAAGGAUGUACUUGGAGAGUUUGAGGAACCUGAGUUUGUGGGCGUAUGAAAUGCGUGACUCCACAGCAAAAUCGGUAAACGGGCUCCUGAGAGGAGGCAUAGCCCAGUUCGGGCAGUUCGAAGAAUGCCUCAGCACUCAAGCGCCUUUUCACACUCAGUACUGCAUAGCUACGGUGUCUGCAGACGUACCCGCACCAGAAUCACCCAGGGAUCCGAAAUCUCUGAUUUAUGAUCCCAAUGAAUCCGUUUUAAGAAAAAUCUACGAUAAAAAAGAUCCUGCUCAACAAUCUGAAAACGUAGUUCUCAUGGGCUGGUGCAUUCCUGCAUCAUGUACGCCAACAGAUUUGCAAGACUACCUCAACGAAUAUUUGUCAUCAGUAGACACACCGUUGAGGAGAGAAAAUGUUACUUAUUCCGCAAGUAUUUUGGAAAGCAGUUGUCAAGCCCAAAAUGACGACAAAGGAUUCGACCAAAUCGAUGUGUCUUUCAUAUUGGUGACGUUGAUAGUAGUCCUAUUAUUAAUAGCAUCGACUAUAUGUGACGUAAUGUGGACUGAUGAGGAGAAAUUAGGAAAAGGCUCAUCUUUAAGACGGCUAUUAGUCUCGUUUUCUAUAAAGAAAAAUUAUCCAAGACUAGGUCACAGUGAUGAUUCCAAUCCAGCCCUUAAGGUUCUUUAUGGUAUGAGAGUGAUAUGCAUUUGUAUGAUCAUAACGGACCAUAGAUUUGGAACAUUUUUGAGCAAUGCUAUCAUGAAUUUCAAUGAAGUUGAAGAGCAAUACAGAUCAACACUUGGAACACUUUUUUUCCAUGGAGAUCUCUUUGUAGAUUCCUUCUUUAUCCUUAGUGGUAUUCUCGUCACUUACUGCCUUCUAAUACAGUUCGAUAAGAAAGUAUUAAAUCCAGGAUUCAUUAUCCUUAUGAGAUACAUAAGACUGACCCCUAUGUACGCUUAUGUGAUUUAUUUCUGCGCUACCAUGUUCUAUUUUGUUGGGCAUGGACCGAUGUGGAAGACGAUCAUAGCACCGGAAGUCCAAGAUUGCAGGGAAAAUUGGUGGACAAGCUUACUGUAUGUCAGUAACUACGUCAAUGCAGAUCACAUGUGUAUGGUGCACAGCUGGUACCUGCCUUGCGAUUUCCACUACUUCAUAGUAGCCAUAUUCCUCUGCCUCCUCAUCAGCAAAAAGAAGAAAACAGGACUUAUAUUGUUAGGCAUCACUUUCAUCACAUCUAUAGUAGUACCUUUCGUUAUAGUAUUUGUCAAUACUAGACCCGCAGUGUUGUUCUUUUAUUUGGACUUUAUCAGAAGUCCCAAAACUCAUCCCGAUUUUCUGUUGACGUACGUCAAAUCGCACGCUAGGAGUACGCCCUAUUUCGUAGGUAUGGUUGCCGGGUACUUGUUCUACAGGAUGAGAGAAAGAAAAGCCAAUUUAACUUGGAUAUCGUCCUAUGUGAUAUUCCUGAUAUCAAUAAUCCUCAUGCUAGUAUCGAUAUUCACUGGUGUGAUAUUCUACGACCCUUACUACGAAUACGACACACUAGAUGCAGCAGCUUAUUCAUCUUUACACAGAACUGUUUGGUCAAUAGGAAGCGUUGGCGUACUGUAUGUGGCUAGUUAUGGACACGUGAAAUGGGUAUACAACGUACUAUCCUGGAAACCAUGGGUACCCUUAAGUAAACUGGUGUAUGGUGCUUACUUGGUACAUUUCCAAAUACAGCUGAGAGCAACCGCAAAGAAGGCAGCUGCCGACGUAACUUCAUACUUUGAUAUUAUAAGUUACGCAUUAUCAGAUAUAGUGCUCUCGUUCAUAGUAGCUUUCAUAUUAUAUUUAUUAAUAGAAGCACCAUUCAGGAACAUAUUCGCAAUUAUGUUCUUCCCAGCAAAACACAAAGAAAAGAACAACAACGAAAAGACAGAAGAUGUCAAUGAAACAACUGUAGAUAGUCAUUUAUAAAAUAUAGGUUGAUUUAUAUAUUUUCGAGCUAUAUUCUUUUGUGAUUUAAAUAGGUAUGUAAGGCUAUUUUACAUAAUCAAAUGUUCAGCUUUUAUUUAAAGUCAAGUAAAGUCCGGUCUAACGAGUCAGGGUAGAUUUCGACAGACGACAUCCAAAAAACGACAGAAAAGCUAAUUUACCCGUGAAUUAAAAUGACAGACAACUGUCAGUGUUAUGUAUUCAUUCGUUAGACCAUCGUUGGAUAGACUUUAAAUAUGCCUUAUAAGUGAUGACGUUAUAAGGUAUUAAGCAACUAAUAUUGCUCUGAAUCCUAAUCAUUCUUCCGUUAUUUAUAAGAUACUUUUUAAAUUAUUAAUAGCAAAAGGCAUUUACUUAAAAAUAAUUCCUAAAUUUUAUGUGAAAGUAACAAGAGCAUUGUUUUUUUAAAUAUUCUAACAGGAAUAAAUUUAGGGUAGCAAGUUGAUGAAAUUUAAGGGCGGAGAAAUUACAAAUUGGGAGCAUCACAAAUAAAAUUUGUAAACAAAAAUAUUUUAUCU
Molecule: messenger RNA, 2874 nt
Organism: Sitophilus oryzae (rice weevil)
Lineage: Eukaryota; Metazoa; Arthropoda; Insecta; Coleoptera; Curculionidae
Product: nose resistant to fluoxetine protein 6-like
Exons: 11
Coding region: 230-2338 (702 amino acids)
Molecular function (GO): acyltransferase activity, transferring groups other than amino-acyl groups
Source: RefSeq, a predicted model, not a curated record